Molecule: messenger RNA, 1375 nt
Organism: Drosophila ficusphila
Lineage: Eukaryota; Metazoa; Arthropoda; Insecta; Diptera; Drosophilidae
Product: endoplasmic reticulum resident protein 44
Exons: 2
Coding region: 25-1254 (409 amino acids)
Source: RefSeq, a predicted model, not a curated record
CAACGUCAUCUGUCAUAAGUGAAAAUGAAGGUGACCAGUGGUUUGAGUAUCCCCAUUCUGCUGGCAAUCCUAGAUCAUCAACUUUCGCUAGCCUCUGGAAACGCUACGGUGGUGGUGACCCGUGAAAACCUGGACGGAAUUGUCGAAUCCAAUGAGUUGGUGUUGCUCAGUUUUUACACGGAUUGGUGUCGCUUUAGCCAAAUUCUUUACCCCAUUUUCGAGGAGGCGGCGGAGAGGGUUCACGAGAAAUUUCCCGAGAAGGGCCGUGUAGUCCUUGGAAAAAUAGACUGCGAUCGGGAGGAAAAACUGGCCGACACGUUCGAAAUAAUCAAGUAUCCCACCCUGAAGAUCAUUAGGAAUGGAUUCAUAAGCAACCAGGAGUAUCGUGGCCAGAGAUCUGUGGCUGCCUUCGUCCAGUUUGUGGAGAAGGAGCUAUCGGAUCCAAUCAAAGAGGUCCUCAGCGUUGAUGAGCUUAAAAACGCUGAAGUGGGCGAGGGCAUUGUAAUCGGUUACUUUAUUUCCAGGAAUCACAUCGAAUAUGAUAACUAUCGCAAAGUAGCGAGUCUGUUGCGAAAAGAUUGUAGGUAUCUCGUGGGCUUUGGUGAGUUGACUAAAGAUCUCCGUCCACCCGAAAAGAAUGUCCUCAUCUUUCGCGCUGACCCUUCGAUCUCUUUCCAAAUGGAGUACUACAGUGAGUACUCGGGCAACAUGACCAGCUUGAGAGAACUAACCAGCUGGGUCGAUAGGAAGUGUGUGCCGCGGGUGCGGGAAAUCACCUUUGAUAAUGCUGAAGAACUUGCGGAGCAGGGGUUGCCGUUCGUGUUACUGUUCUACAAUAAGCACGACAUGGGUCCCAUUCAGGAGUUUAAGAACGCUAUUCAGAACCAGCUACCGAACGAGACAAGGGUUAACUUCCUAAGCGCUGAAGGAUCUCGCUUUACGCACCCCCUUUAUCACUUGGGAAAGUCGUUGGGCGAUCUGCCCGUCAUCGCCAUCGAUUCCUUCGCGCACAUGUAUCUAUUUCCGCGCUACGAGGAUAUCCACCAGCCGGGCAUCUUAAAAAACUUUAUCGAUGACUUGUUCAGCGGCGCACUGCAUUUCAAUUACCACAUGGCCCUCGAGACGAUCGAAAACUCUGAGUCUUCAAUCGCUCCCGAAGAAUUUCCGCCGGUCGCCCACGAAUCCAAGUUCAAGGAGUUGAAGCCUUCCAAGCACCGCUACACUCUGAUAAAUCGUACGAGGGACGAGUUGUAGUAUCCAUGUUUUACUACAGAAUACAUUUUAUUGAUUAAGCUGAGGAAAAUUUUUUUAAUUAAAAGCAUUUGAUGUAUGUAAAGUGGGAUGUAUUAAAUGAAUAACAUACUAUUCCGUAAAA